Messenger RNA from Aspergillus melleus, 510 nucleotides. RefSeq lists its product as uncharacterized. The coding region runs from base 1 to 510 and encodes 169 amino acids. Gene Ontology annotation, biological process: transport. The record is from RefSeq and is a predicted model, not a curated record. NCBI's taxonomy places the organism in Eukaryota, Fungi, Ascomycota, Eurotiomycetes, Eurotiales, Aspergillaceae. The transcript is spliced from 2 exons. Gene Ontology annotation, molecular function: transmembrane transporter activity.
AUGUCGUCGGAUUUCUGGGCCGGGUACCUUAGCGGUGCCGUAGGGAUCAUCAUCGGCAACCCGCUCGAUCUCGUCAAAGUACGACUCCAGGCUGGCCAGGCAGGAAGCGCUGCAACUUCCCCGCACCUGCAUGUGAGCCGCCUUGAGAAUGCACGCAACCUGGUGCGAGGCGCUGCUGCUCCCAUUCUCGGAUAUGGAGCCCUCAAUGCCAUUCUCUUUGUCGCAUACAAUCGGUCGUUGAUGUGCCUGGACAACUCGAUACUCGAUCCCACAAAUCCCCAAACCACCUCGCUCUAUAAGAUAUGGAUUGCCGGUGCUGCAGGAGGAGUCGCCAGCUGGACUGUGUCGUCUCCAACGGAGUUCAUUAAGUGUCGAGCGCAGCUUGACACCCGACCAGGAGUUUCCUCCUGGACCGUUGCGAAAGACAUUCUCCGAACCCGCGGGUGGAGGGGCCUGUACUACGGAGGAGCCAUCACUUGUGCCCGGGACUCCAUUGGCUAUGGAUUUUAG